AUGAAACACAAGGAUUGUUCGGAGAUUUUUAAAAAAGACACCAGCAAAAAAGGACAAGACGGAGUGUAUGUUAUUUACCCUGACACCCGCAGAGAGGUCUACUGUGACAUGUCAACAGACGGAGGAGGUUGGACAGUCAUUCAGAAACGAGAGGAUAGCGACGUCGAUUUUUACAAAACAUGGAAAGAGUUCAAACAGGGAUUUGGAAAUGCAUCUAAAAAUUACUGGAUAGGGAAUGAUGCAAUCCAUGCUCUAACCAAAGAUCAGGACCAGGAACUUCGAGUAGACCUCCACGGAUUUGAUGGGGGAACAGCGUAUGCUGAAUAUUCAACAUUUUAUAUCGGAAAUGAGGCAAACAAGUACAAACUCACAGUAUCCGGAUACACAGGAACUGCAGGUGACAGUCUAGCUUAUCACAGUGGUAUGAGAUUUACCACAAAAGACCAGGAUAACGAUGAGAGUGAAAUUCGUAACUGUGCUACAAGGUAUCACGGAGCCUGGUGGCACAACGACUGUUAUAGAUCACACCUGAAUGGAAAGUACGCCUUCUCACCUGAUGCUGAUGGUAAUUACGUGGUGUGGUAUCACUGGAAAGGAUACAGAGCCCUUCAAAGGACUCAGAUGAUGAUUAGACACAAAAACUGA
Molecule: messenger RNA, 645 nt
Organism: Saccostrea echinata
Lineage: Eukaryota; Metazoa; Mollusca; Bivalvia; Ostreida; Ostreidae
Product: fibrinogen C domain-containing protein 1-B-like
Exons: 4
Coding region: 1-645 (214 amino acids)
Source: RefSeq, a predicted model, not a curated record